This is a messenger RNA of Gilbertella persicaria, 2705 nucleotides long. Its product is annotated as armadillo-type protein. The record is from RefSeq and is a predicted model, not a curated record. Lineage: Eukaryota; Fungi; Mucoromycota; Mucoromycetes; Mucorales; Choanephoraceae. The transcript has 3 exons. Gene Ontology annotation, molecular function: protein binding. The coding region runs from base 486 to 2705 and encodes 739 amino acids.
ACACACACACACACACACACACACACACACAUAUUUUUUUUUUUUAUCAACAUGGUACAUCAAAAUAACAUUUGAUUCCAUAAACAUACUCAAAGAUAGUAGUGUCUUCCAAGGCAAACAAAACGCUAAAUUCUGGCUAUUAUUCUUUUAACAAGAAAAGAUGACUAACGAUCUCUAAAGAGCCAAAGAUUAAAUUUAUGCAUCAUUUAUCUUUUCCUUUUUUUAUUUUUUGUUUAGCUAAAAAAAAAAAGACAUAGCUGAUACUUUUUUGUCUUGAGUCUUUUUGAAUACAAUAGAGCAUUUAUCCCAAGUGAACCUUGUUAUUGAAAAUAGCAAAGGAAGGCUAAGCCAUGUCUUCUUUUUUUGAAAUAGGAUGGUAGAUCAAGACAGCUUUUUAUAAGUCAAUUUUCCCUGAAUUGCUGGUCCGAUGUUUAGUAUUUUUAAACAGCUCACGAAUAGAGUUACUUUUUGCUUAGAAGUAAACUAUGAGUAAAGAUACACAGACUUUGGAAAGCCAGAUCAAAGAAUUAACACAUCAACUUGAAACUAACAGUGACAAUGAUAAAAUAGUAGCAAGCACACUGAUGAAAAGAGCAGCUGUCUAUGAGUCUCUUGAUCAAAUAACUCAAGCAACCAAUGACAUCCAGACUGCCAUCAAACGAGAUCCUGAUCUAAAAGAUGAAGCACAAGCAUUCAUUGCUCGUUUAAGCCAGCGUCCAGCAACAACUUCAACACACACAGGUAGUAAAGAAGAAAUCGAACGCAUCGCACUCUUUCAAAAGCACUUAACUUUACUUGGUCAUCCUGAAGAUACAUCCGCUAUUCGUGCCUUUGUUAGUUCUCAUGACUUUGUGCUUGUCUUGACAGCUUGUGGUACACCUGAGACUCCUCCUCGUAUCAAGAGUCUUGCAUUUAUGAUCCUGACACGUCUAUUUAAUCCUGAUACCAAGGUGGAGCAAUACCCUAUGCCAUUUAUCAUUGAACAAUGUGCUGCCUGUUUCUCUAAUUGUGUCGAUCAAGGCAAAACUGAAGCCAAGCUAUUAGCUUAUCGUACCUUAAAUGCUAUUUUCCAGACAAGUAUGACAGUAGGUGCUGCUAUUCUCAGUCAAGAAGGAACAGUAGAAGAAAUGAUGGAUGUCAUUGAAUUCGAGGCAUUGCCUGUUCAACUUGCAAUGACAGACGUGUUGAUCAUUGCUUCUUCGGACAAGAGCUGUCAAAAGCAAAUACUGAAAUAUGCUGUCAACUGGCUUGUGAACACAGCAGGACAACAAAAGACAGAUCCUCAGUUAAAAGCAGCAGCAGGUACAGCAUUAGCCAAAUUACGUGCACAAGCAGAUAUGCCUUCCGAUGACAACUUUACACAAAACCAAGACGCGGACGGAUCUGAUUUAGAAGAAGCCAUGAAAAGAAUGCAUCUCUCGAACGAAAUGCUGGUUGAAUCACUUACACAGGUGAUCAAGUCCAAGUCUUCUGAUGCCAACUUGCUGCUUAAUGCAGUAGAAGGACUGGCUUAUUCUUCACUUAAGCCAGAGAUCAAAGCUGCUCUGGGCAAUGAUGAAGAGUUUCUCAAGUGCUUGUCUACACUGACCAUUAGCACUACACAACAAGAUGCUGCUAACAGUAAUCCACUUUUGUUUGGUAUUGGUACUAUCUUUGCUAACCUAACCAUGUACCGACCUGUGCUUGAUGAGCAGCAAAAGCAGAUGAAAAAGCUUCGAGAUCUCGCCAAUGCCAAACAAAACAAGCCAACAGAAGAUGAUCCUCGAGAAAACGAUAGUGCAGUAGAAGACCGUAUCCAAAAAGCCAUCAAGAACGGUGUGGCCCUUGCUCUGAUGGUCUUGUCCAAGAACAGCAGUGUAAAUAUUCAAGCUGUUGCUGCACAAACUUAUCUUCAACUUGUCACACCACAAUCCGCACGAGGCCAAUUGUUACAGCAGGGCAUUAUUAAAGCUCUCUUACCUCUUUCUCGUGAUACAAACACACUCACUGGCCUUAUUGCUUCACAAGCGAUGGCCAAAUUAGCCAUUACAACAGACCCUCGUAUUGCAUUUCAAGGUGAUACUAUCUUGGAUAUGGUCAGACCUUUCCUUGCUCUCUGUAAAGAUACCAAUCAAUUGCGUCAAUUCGAGGGUUUAAUGGCAUUAACCAACUUGGCUUCUGUUGAGGAUCGUGUACGACUCUUGGUAGAAAAUGCAGAUGGCAUGACUACUUUUGAAAACUUGCAAUUGUCAAACAAUGAAAUGGUCCAACGCGCAGCUACUGAAAUGGUCUGCAACAUGACAUUUUGUGAUCCAGUGUUUGAACGCUAUAGUGAUCCAUCCAAAUCGCAGAACCGCAUUCGUCUCUUGAUGAUACUGUCAGAUCAUGAGGAUCCUGCCACAAGAAGGGCUGCUUCUGGUGCCUUGGCUAUUCUAGCCAAUAGUCCGGGCACUUGUGAUAUGAUUGUACAAGUAGACAAAUGCUAUGAAAGAAUGUCUCGAUGGAUCGAUAGUGAUGAAACAGCCGAUGUACAACAUAGAGGUAUUGAGGUGAUUCGUUUAUUGACACAGCACAAGGGCAAAUCAGCAGUCGACGCUUUGGUAAAAGAGAAUGUAGACAAGAAGCUUAUUUCGCUAGUCAAAGAUGCUCAAGUACAAGUAGUUCGAUCGGCUGCUAUGGAUGUACUUAAGUCGUUUGUUGAACACGGUGUACAACUCAAGCCCUAA